CCCGCCUCCGGCCCGGUCCUCACAUGAGAGCUGCGGAGGCCGGAGGUGCAGGGGCGCAGGGUGGGGGCCGGCUCGGUGGCCCCGGGGACUGGGAUCCACCGCUUGUCCCUUCCUACCCUGCGGACCCCGGGCAGCAGGUGGUCGGAGCCGGGAGUGCACAGGUACCAGUUGGAAGAGCUUCCCCCACAGCUCUGGGCAGGCACGGAGGCUGUGAAGUUCUGACUCGGUGUGAUUCUAAGCUGAGUAAAUGGCCCAGCGGGGCCCCAGGGAGAGGAUGGCAAGCGGAGGCAGGGAUCUCGGCUGCAGAGUCAUCACAGAGGACCAGAACAGAAAACAGCAAGUUUCAUGUGAGCACAUUUUCAAGCACUUCAGAAUAAACAAGGUGGAUAUUGCAAGUGCAAUAACGAAGCCGUAUCCUUUCCUUAUGAUCCUCCGGGACCACGCCAUCAUCUCUGAGCAGAUGUAUAAACAUUUUCAAGAUACUUGUGCAAACCUGGUCCCAGUGACAAGAGUGAUGUAUGACGUCCUCCAUGAGCUGGAGAAGACAUUCUGCCCAUCGCUCCUGAAAGUGUUAUUCAGCAGAGCCAACCUACAGGCCUAUCCUGGUUUAAGAGAGAUUCUCAGAAGCUUCCCAAAUGCUUUCCACGAACCCCUGGAUCUCCAGAGGACAAAUGGAACAGAUGUCGAAGAGUUGUCCAGAGUGGCACUGGCUGGCCAGCGAGUUCCCUGGGAAAUUGCUGUCCAAGUAGAUGAAGGAGGAGAAUCAGAAGAAAUGCCCAGGUUGUUACCUUACGAUGCAGACGAGAACGGCAACAACUGUGUAGAGAUGUCUGAGACAGAGGAGCGCCCAGAAGCCUCAAGCUCCCCUGCAAGUCAUGGGCCAGUGUCCUGUGACCCUGAAGCUCCCCAGCUGAUGAAUGGAGAAGCAGCAGAGGAGGUUCCAAGCCACACACCACAUAAUGAAGAAGAAGAACCUGGUGAGCUGCAGGACCGCCCCCUGAAUGAAGAAGAAUCUGAAGAGCUUACUUCUAGCCCACAGUUCCACAGUGAACAAGGACCAGAGCAAUCAGAAUAUGAAGCUGAGAAGUGUUCCUGUGUCAUGUGUUGCCCCAAAAUUUCAGAAGGCCCAUCGGCAAGCACAGACAGUAGCCAAGCAUGUGACCCAGCGGAUACUGCGGAUCCUGGAACCAGUUCUAUUUUAGGAAAACCCAAGAGGAAAAGAAGAAAAAAGAAAGGGUACAACUGGUCAAGAAUUAAAACAAAAAGGCCACAAAGCAAAUGUCAAAAAGGGACACAGGCAGGUACAUCUACAAUGCAUAACAGAGCCACACAGAAAAGAAUCCAAUCAAGAGGAAGAAAGAGAGGCAGAUACCAAUUUUCCUCAGUCCUAAAUAACAGAUUUGUAAGGAAAACGGGUUGGCUAAAAGGAAGAAAAAGAGUUAACAGUAAACCUUUGAGGAAAGUUAGGAAAAAAGGUUUCAGAUACCUCAAAAAAACUAACGCGAAUUUUGAUAUUCCUAAACUUCCUGUGACCUGUGGUAAUGUUGCGGGGACUCUGACUAAGGAGGUGUUUAAGCAAGGAGUCUGGAAGAAGAGCAUCAGGAGCGAGGAUGGGAGCUUGUUGAGCCCCAGGGAGUUUGAAGUUGCAGGAGGUCGUGCAUCUUCUAAGAACUGGAAAAUCAGUGUGCGCUGCCAUGGAUGGACCCUCAGAGAACUGAUGCAGAAAGAAUAUCUACCAAUCCCGCCAAGUAAAAAACCCAAGAAAAGAACACUGGACUCUGACCUGAGGAACUCCAAUGAGUGUGAGGUGUGCAGGGACGGGGGAACGCUGUUCUGCUGUGACACUUGUUCCAGAGCCUUUCACGAGUACUGUCACCUGCCACUUGUGGAAGUUGAGAGGAACCCGUGGAGUUGCAUCUUCUGCACAGUGGGGUCCUUCAAAAGCCAAGAGCAUUGUCAGGAAUCUGAGAUCCUGGAAAGGCAGAUGCAGGCUGAAGAACAGUUGAAAUGUGAGUUUCUCCUCUUGAAGGUCUACUGCUGCUCUGAGAGCUCCUUUUUUGCCAAAAUUCCAUAUUACUACUAUAUUAAGGAGACUUCUGAAGCUCCAAAGGAACUCAUGUGGCUGGACAAAAUCAAGACAAAGUUAACUAAGAAGGAGUAUACCCAAGUGGCAGGGUUUGUGCAGGACAUGCGCCUCAUCUUUCAGAACCACAGGACCUCGUACAAGUACCAUGAAUUUGGCCAAAUGGGACUUAGACUGGAGGCUGAAUUUGAGAAGAACUUCAAGGAAGUGUUUGCUAUUCAGGAAACAAAUGAGAGCAGUUGACUGGUGCAGAAGACGUGGUUGGUGUCCUGGCGUGAUUUUUUUCUGGCCAAAUCUUCCAACCUCCAAAUACAGUGGGUGUUAUCCAUUGAUUUCACCAUGCCUGAAGACUUUCUGAAUCACUUGGCGCUGGGUUUGAGCUGGAACAGAGGAAAUAAAAACUAGGUAGUGAGAGAGGAGACCAGCUCUUGGUGUGAAGUCGGGCAACUGUGGGUUAACCAUACAGUUAAGCUGCUUGGCAAAUGGACAUAGCUGAGCUCUCUGAAGAACCUGAUCGUUUUGAUCCCUGCCAUGUACAAGUUCAGCUGUGGGAUAAUGUCAGUGGAGUGCAGAGGACUUGGAAGUGUUUGUCUGAAGUUCCUGCCUCCUUGAUCACUGUUCACUUCCUUUUAAUCAUUCUUUUGCUUCCAUAGCUUUGCUUUGUGCUGAUUUCCAAUGAAAAAUUGCCCUGUAUGAUAGCAGCAGUAUAAAAGUGGAAACAUAGCUUUGUUCUCGUCACUGAGGAACGCUAGCAGUAAGACUGCCCUCUUUUCCUGCUCCGUGUCUGACUGACUUGUUUGGGGUCCCAUGCAGUCUCCUGCUUCAGCAGAAAGGAGACAAGGAAAUUGAGAUAUUAAAAUGUACCUCACUGCAGCUUAAAGACCCAAAGUUACUCAAGCCUUUUUCCCUUCCAGUAACCUCACUUUAAAAAGUUUCUAAAGGUCUUAAAGAUACACAAUAAGUCUGUAAAGCCGGGGUCUGGAACACAUCUCAACUUCAAACACAGGUAGAAGGCUAGCCUUCUGACAUAACCCACCAGAAGGGUAACCUGACAGUAGGAAUGUACAUCCCAGAUUGCUGGUGUUGAAGACACAUCCUAGAUCACCUCUUAGAUCGCCCAUACUGAAGACGCCCCCUUAAAUGUACUCGUUGUGAGUCUCGUUUCUCUGAACACUCACGCUGCACGUGUCAUAAAAUCUCUGUCCAGUGAACCUUUCUCAUGCCUCUUACUCAUGCAUCCUGAAAAUACUUGUUCUGUGAUAGGAAUCAGUGGACCUGCAAACUUACUCUCCAAGGGUGGGCUAGGUUCCUUCUUUCAGCCUUGGGGACCCUCAGACCCAGCCAGGUGAAAGCUUCAGCAGGCUGUUACCACCACCUGCCCUGGAGGCCAGUCCCUGUUUGACAGUGCAACCAGGGAUGAGGUUGGGCACCACUCUGUGUUCUUCCUGAGGUCAGGCUGGAUUUCAUGGUGGCUUAGCUUUACCCUUUAUUCCAUGUUGCUUCUCUUUUCCUUUUUUCCUCAGAGAACUACUAAUAAAUAACCGGCUUAAGAGAUUUCAUCUCUGACUGUCCUUCUAAAGAACGCACCCUAAGAUAAUGGCCCUAGAAAGCCAAGUCUCAGGAUGUGAUUCUGGAGUUGGGCCACUGGUGCUAGGUGGAAUAUCCAUCUUCCCUGGAAUGUUAGAAGUGCAGUUACCAAACUUUCACCUGUAGGCAAAAAGAUAGAGUAGCUGGUGUGCUUGUUUGGCAUUUCAGAAGAGGGAAAAAGUAACUAUGCAUAGGAACUGUGGGUUUUGAAGACUGCCUUAGGUUUGAUAGUUGAAGUUUACUUGAAGGUUAGUUGAAGGUUAAUUUUCUGUAGAUUAGGCUAUUUUCAUUGUAAUAUUUCAUUGUACUUCAUAUAGGAAUUUCUGUUGUUAUACUUUAGACUCUACAUCAGAAAACAGUCAACACUGAAAAUUGUGAUGCCUUUUUAUAAAUAAUAAAUAUUAAAAAUUCCACACUUAAAGAAAAAGAA
Molecule: messenger RNA, 4100 nt
Organism: Cavia porcellus (domestic guinea pig)
Lineage: Eukaryota; Metazoa; Chordata; Mammalia; Rodentia; Caviidae
Product: nuclear body protein SP140
Exons: 24
Coding region: 248-2326 (692 amino acids)
Biological process (GO): regulation of transcription by RNA polymerase II
Cellular component (GO): nucleus
Molecular function (GO): DNA-binding transcription factor activity, RNA polymerase II-specific; DNA binding; protein binding
Source: RefSeq, a predicted model, not a curated record